AAGAAACAGAACACACUUGUUGGAGAUCGAUUUUGGGUUCAGACUCUGUCUGUAAACUUGAUUGCCGCGAAGAUUUACACAAUUUCCACAGCAUCGAAUCUUAAAAAGAGCGAAAGUUUCUCUCUUUGGAGUGAGAUUUGGAGGGUGAGAUCGAGCUCUGGAGGGUGAGAUGAAAUCUUAAGAAGGAAAGAUGGGAAGAGAGAUGUCGUUUUUGUUACAGCCCAGGUGCCUUCUUCUCCUCGUAGCCCUAACGAUCUUUCUCAUCUUCGCGCUCUUCAACACCGGCAAGGAGGAGGAGAAGCAAGUGAUCCAGGAUUAUGAAAUCACACACAGAGUGUUUCUCGAUGUUGAUAUCGACGGCCAACGCUUAGGCAGGAUCGUUAUUGGAUUAUAUGGCACUGUUGUACCCAAAACUGUUGAAAACUUCAGGGCAUUAUGCACAGGAGAGAAGGGGAAAACUUCAAGCGGGAAGCCUCUACACUAUAAAGGAACACCAUUUCAUAGAAUAAUAUCUGGAUUCGUAAUCCAAGGAGGAGACAUCAUCCAUGGUGAUGGCAAAGGGAGUGACUCAAUCUAUGGUGGUACCUUUCCUGACGAAAAUUUCAAGAUUAAGCAUUCACAUGCAGGUGUUGUAGCGAUGGCUAAUACAGGACCUGAUUCUAAUGGCUCACAGUUCUUUAUCACUACUGUCAAGGCUAGCUGGUUGGAAGGGGAGCAUGUUGUGUUUGGGAAGGUGAUACAAGGAAUGGACAAUGUGUUCGCCAUUGAAGGUGGAGCCGGUACUUACAGUGGCAAACCAAGGAAGAAAGUUGUGAUUGCUGAUUCUGGAGAGAUCCCUAAAGACAAAUGGGAUGAAGAGAGAUGACAAAACGUAAAAGCUUACACAUCGCAGCAAAUCUUGGUCCUUUUCCUAUGAGAUCCUCUCUCUCUCUCUCUUUUUUUAUUUAUAGUUUUGCAGAUGUGAUGAUCUGAAUUCUGAAUACAAUGCCAAUGUAGUUAGUGUUUUUAAAGCUGGACGCAUCCUGUACCUCUUUACUUCAGUUUUCUUUUCUUCUCAUGAAUUUUACUUUAUUUAUAUGAUUUUCUUAGUUCA
Molecule: messenger RNA, 1093 nt
Organism: Raphanus sativus (radish)
Lineage: Eukaryota; Viridiplantae; Streptophyta; Magnoliopsida; Brassicales; Brassicaceae
Product: peptidyl-prolyl cis-trans isomerase CYP21-1
Exons: 7
Coding region: 191-865 (224 amino acids)
Biological process (GO): protein peptidyl-prolyl isomerization; protein folding
Cellular component (GO): intracellular membrane-bounded organelle
Molecular function (GO): peptidyl-prolyl cis-trans isomerase activity
Source: RefSeq, a predicted model, not a curated record